Messenger RNA from Musca vetustissima, 1497 nucleotides. RefSeq names its product transmembrane protein 26. Lineage: Eukaryota; Metazoa; Arthropoda; Insecta; Diptera; Muscidae. The record is from RefSeq and is a predicted model, not a curated record. The transcript is spliced from 8 exons.
AUGGCCAAAAUUAUAUCAACGAUUAAGGCAACGCUGACGCGUAUAAUUUUCAGUGCCCACAGUAUUAUUGCCAUUUGGCAGGUCGUGAAGAACAAAGAUGAUAUGAUGUACUGGAGUCUUAGUUGUCCACUGCUGCUGCUUCUCUUCGAAGGAAUCUUUACAAUAUUUAUAAAGAAAACACAAGAAUGGAGAUGGUUUUGCCCAUCCGUUUUCCUUUAUUUGGGAAGUAUUGUUCCAGCUAUUUGGCUGCUGGAGUUCCACAAAGUGGAACGACGUUUGUCGGGCAAAAGUAUUGAAGGCAACUCAACGACAAAUGUUAUUAUAACCGAAGCUCUGGGUGUGCCGAAAGUCAACGAAGACACAUGGAUAACAUUAAUCGAACAAUUUUUAAUGUUGAUUUUAAUUGUGGGUCGAUGGAUGUUGCCCAAGGGGGAUCUAACCAGAGAUCAAUUAAGUCAAUUGUUAUUGGUUUAUAUAGGUACUGCUGCCGAUAUUAUUGAAUUUUUUGAUUCCUACAAAGAUGAUUCCAUAGCGAAAAUACCGCUGUUGGUUUACUUGACUUUGGGUAUAUGGUCAUGGAGUCUAUUGCAAUUUACAAUAGUUUUAUCAGCCACCAGAGCUCGCAGGCCUCGUGGUGGAGGUUCUAAUAAAAAGGAUGAACCGCCAACAGAUUGUUGUAAUAAUUGCUGUUGUGGCAUCGAUGUCUGGGGCAUUGUAUUGAACGUUAUACUCCAGGAUGCCCCCUUUCUAACGUUUCGUUUGCUCAUUAUUUUCCAAUAUGACAUUAUUAGCUAUAUGAAUGUAUUCUUUACAUGCAAGAACUCGUUGGUCAUUGUCCUACAAUUAUAUCGUCUGUAUGUUGUUAAUGCGGAAUUUUGGAAGAAUCGCCGUGAAAUGAAAGCAGCUGCUAGACAGCGCCAAUACAAGUCGAAGAGACGCAAUGAUGACGAUCCCAACGGCAUUUAUAUGAUUUCUUCGGAACGUGGCAGUGAAAUGAAGCGGAAAAUCAAGAGGUCUGUAUCCAAAGAAUAUUCCGACGACGAGGUUGUCUAUAAGAAGAAAGCCAAAAAAGAAAACAAAAAACGUAAGCGUAAAGAUACCGGCUAUUCGACAGCCAGUUCACAAAAUCUUUAUUCCACCAAAGGUGAUCCUGAGAAGGGAACUCGACAUAAAGACAAAAAGGGUAAGAAGAGCAAACGGGAACGCAGUAAAUCUCCGUGCAGUAGUGAUGUUGUGGAGGCACGCAAGUCCAAGCAUAGUAAAAAAUCCGAAAAAGCAGAAAAGAAGAAAUCGAAACGAGUGGAUGCCGUUAUUGAGGAAUCGCACAGUUCCAGCAGCUCCAGUGAUUCCAGCAACUCCACAUUGCCUAGCUACGAAGUUAUCAAUGAAAAGAAGUCCAAAUCGAAAAGACGCAGACGUGACUCCACUUCCUCCUCCAGCAGUGAUUCUUCGGAUACGUCUUCGUCGGAAUCUUCGUAAAACUCUAAAUUGGCCUAA